Heterocephalus glaber (naked mole-rat) is the source of this 4687-nucleotide messenger RNA. RefSeq names its product zinc finger protein 232 (gene Znf232). Gene Ontology annotation, molecular function: RNA polymerase II cis-regulatory region sequence-specific DNA binding; DNA-binding transcription factor activity, RNA polymerase II-specific. The record is from RefSeq and is a predicted model, not a curated record. Gene Ontology annotation, biological process: regulation of transcription by RNA polymerase II. NCBI's taxonomy places the organism in Eukaryota, Metazoa, Chordata, Mammalia, Rodentia, Bathyergidae.
CUUGGCGGCGGCCACCUGGAGGUCCAUCUCAGUGGCCCUGCUACUUUUGUUGGUCACCGCAUGCAGCUGCAGUUCUGCUGCGAGCAGGCCUCGCAGGCAGCUCCGCGGAUUUGUGCCGACAAGGGUUUGGGUCCCCAAGAACCCGCGAUCCAGUGCCUGCGCUGCGUCACGUGCGGUGGAGGGCGCUGGGGAGAUCUCCUGUCCUUUUCUUUUCGUUAGGGCCCAAGGGGCAAGAGUGAAAGCACUACUACAGAAUUUGAGGAAAGGUGGAGGAGUCAUCUGGAAGAAGUCUGCCUUUCCUGCACCACACACUAAAAGCUAAUCAGCCCUGGGCUUGAAAUCUGUGCAUGUGGGUUUUGCUUCCUACUUACUUCUUCACUGUGGUCACAUCUGUCUUCACCAGACUGCAAGUUUCUUAAAAGGAGAAAGUUUAAUGGAGCAGCGUCCAAGGGAGGACUGGAAGAGAAAGAAGGAGUGAAAGGGUGGCCCUAAAAGAUUGCACCUGAUGUGGACCUUCUGCAAACCUAGUCGCUGACAGCAACUAAAACUGAUGCUUCAGGGUACACAGGAACAAGAGAUGAUGAUGUUGGAGCCAAAGGAAGAGGAGCAAUCUUGGGAACAUGAAACCAAGCUAUCAGGGAACCACUCCACCAGUCAAGAGAUCUUCCGCCAGCGCUUUAGACAGCUCUGCUACCAGGAGGUUCCUGGUCCCCGGGAAGCCCUGAGCCAACUACGGUUACUCUGUUGUGAGUGGCUAAGGCCAGAGAGACAUACCAAGGAGCAGAUCCUGGAGUUACUGGUGCUGGAGCAAUUCCUGACCAUCCUGCCUGAGGAGCUCCAGUCCUGGGUGCGGGGACAUCACCCUAAAAGUGGAGAGGAGGCCGUGACUGUGCUGGAAGACUUAGAGAAAGGACUUGAACCAGGACCUCAGGUUCCAGGCCCUGCACAUGGACCUGCACAGGAAGACCCAUGGGAGAAGAAGGCACCCCUGGGACCAGAACAGGAGGCAGCAGGCAUCCAGCUCCAACCUAAGGAGACGCAGCUCAAGUGUGAAUUUCAGGAGAACCAGCCAUUCCCAGAGAGUGAACAGGUACAUGUACAUUUUCCAUCAGUUGCUGCAGAAGAUGUUCCAAAACUCAAGGACAAAGGAUCACUGCCACAGCCACCCAUUACUAAAGUGGAAUCACACAUGUUCUUGGAAAACCUCACCACUGACACCUCUAUGUUUGAAGCUACUUCAAAAGUUAAGAGCAUCUUAGAACAGCAGCAGAGAAAUCCCAAAGUGGAAAGACGAAGGCCAUCCCCUGCUCAGGAAAAAAGUUUCAGACAGAUGGUUGGCACCCAUAAGAAAACUCCCACAGGGAAGAAAGAUCAUGAAUGUAGUGAAUGUGGGAAAGCCUUCAUUUAUAAUUCACAUCUUGUGAUCCACCAGAGAAUUCAUUCUGGAGAGAAACCCUUUAAGUGUAGUGACUGUGGAAAAACUUUCAAUCAGAGCUCAAACCUCAUUCAGCAUCAGAGAAUUCAUACAGGAGAGAAACCCUACGAAUGCAAUGAAUGUGGGAAGGCCUUCAGGUGGGGUGCUCAUCUUGUUCAACAUCGGAGGAUUCAUUCAGGAGAAAAACCCUAUGAAUGUAACGAGUGUGGGAAGGCCUUCAGUCAAAGCUCGUAUCUAAGUCAGCAUCUAAGAAUUCACAGUGGAGAGAAACCUUUUAUAUGUAAAGGAUGUGGGAAAGCUUACAGAUGGAGUUCAGAGCUUAUUAGACAUCAGAGAGUUCAUGAUAGCAAAGAUCCUUCCCAGUGUACUGAAGGUGAGAAAGUCUCCAGACAAACUUGUACUUUUGUCUAAUCUACUUAGAACUAGCGCCCAUAAAAGUUAUAAGCACCUUAAGGUUUUUUCUUUGUCUUUCUUGAUUUAGGAAAAACUUUUCAUAGUGUUACUUGCAGAUUUUAUUACUUUAUAUCUUUUGAUUAAGAUACCUUUGGCUACAAACAAUAGCCAAAUCGUGCCGCUUCUCCUUUGUGGCAUAAAUUUGAACAACUUCCUGAGCUGCCCCACUAAUAAAGUAAGGAUACUAAUGCCUACUUCAGAAGAGUUCUAUUCCUGGCACAGAACAGCUGGUCAAGCAGUGAUCAUUAUAUUCAAAUUUUCUUGUGAAAUUUUUGAUCCUGUCUCUUUCAGACCUAUAUUAGUCUGUGUCCUUGAACAGAGUCACCUGCAGAUGUCCAGACAGGAGUUAAAAACCACACUAGUAAAUUAAACAGGGAAAGCUUAAAAUAAAAAAAAUAUUAAGUAGUAAAAGGGGGUUAUAUAAUAAAGGAAUUAAUGAGAUCUCUAAAGAACAUGAGAAUAGUGGGACAGGAUACAGCUACUACCUGAGGGAGAAUACUGAAGAAAGAAGUGCUUAGAAGCCCCCAUCCACCCACUCCUGCCCUAGACUGAAAUUCAGAUCUCAUUGGACAGGGUAUGGCUCUCCCAGAGGUGUGCUAGAACCAGUCUUGCAUAUCUCUUCCCAAAUCUCCAUUGAAAUUAGUUGUGGUGAGAAUAUUCACACCAUGGGAAUCAGCAAAUCCAACAAAGCAGAGAAAUUUGUUUUUGAGCCACUUUAACUAUUUGCUAACACGAUACUGGCUGUAGCCCACUUGGUGAUAAUAUUCACUGACGUGUAAAGGCCAAGACUGAUGAGCAGGAAGCUGAUAGUUUAGCUGCAGGUCCAACUCCCAGGUGAGUGGGUGCUGCUAGAUCUCCUGCACACCAGUAAUAGCUGUGCUGUAAGAGCAAGACAGAAAAAAACAGGAGCAGCCCCUUUCUCUUUGCCUUGUCCCUUUAGUACCCCUUACUGACAAAGCCUAACAUUAUGCCACCUGGAAAAAGGAAAAUCUUUCACUUUGUUUUGCUUUAUCAUAAGCAAAACAGACUUGGAGCUAGGAGAAAAUAGAUUGAUCAUUGGCCCACAUUUCAAGCUCCUUUCCACUUAUGUAGUAACAUAAGUCACUCUUUAUCUAGAUCUCUGUUUCAGUGUUAGCAAACUUCCCUAACUAACAAGUUUAUUUCUCUCUCACAUAAACUUCCAGGGGCAGCAGGUGAUCAGUAAGCUACAGCUUAAGGGUCAAGUCAUAUCCACCUGAUUGUGUAUGGUGCACAAUGAAUGCUAAGAAUGGUUUUUACAUUUUUGGGUAUUUUUUAAAAAGAUGUAACAGACUAGUCCAGAAAGCCUAAAAUAUUUACCAUAUGACCCUUUACAGAAAAGUGCCAUGCUCUGGUCUAGUGGGCAGCUCAGUUUGGUUUCACCAAAUAAUUCAGGGACCAUAUACUUUCUGCCUUGCUCUUCAUUCCCCUAGGCUAAGCUAGCUACCCCUACCCCCCGCCAAGCCCCUAGAACUAGGGAUUGAACCCAGAGGCCUUUGCGCUGAGCUACAUCCCCAACUUUUUAAAUUUUUAGAUAGUCUCACUAAGUUGCCCAGGCUGGGCUCAAACUUGCAUUCCUCCUGCCUCGGCCUUCCAGAGUGCUAGCAGUACAGGUGUGCGUCAGUGCACCCAGCUUGGGUUAGUAUGUUUUUGUCUGUGUGGUUGAAGCUGGGUCAUUACCAUGUCCAUAUUCCAGGUUACAGUAAAAUUGAAGUCAUAGUCACAAGAGGUGAUUUCCCUUCCAGUAAGCAUCAUGGAAUGGGACCGAGUCCUUUGGUGAGAACUCAAUUGCACGGCCACAUCUAUCUUCCAAGGAGGUUAGAAAACAUUUCUAGCAGGAUGGCCAUUUGCCCAAUUAAAACUAUGACUUCAAGCCAGUGGUGGUACAUGCCUGUAAUCCCAUCACUUGAGAAACGGCAGGAGGAUGCCAUGAGUUUGAGGCUAGCCUAGGCUACAUGGUGAGUUCAAAGCCAACCUAAACUACAUAGUGAAACCCUGUCUCCAAAACAAAACAACUAUUACUAUGGGGAAGAAGAAAACAAUUUGGGGAGACAGUGAGGAGCCUUCCAUUCCAUGAGACAUCUUCACACUUCUGCAACCCAGUUGUGCUGAUUGAUGAGCGAAAGAAUGCUGGUCUCAGAAGACAAAGCUGGAUGCUGAGAAGCAGGAUGGAGAUAAAAGGUCAAAACUAUGGAUUAGAGUGCUGGCCUUCUUGGCCACUCCAGAAAUAAUUCUGACUGCAGAACCCUGUAUUCAGCAUUCUGAAGAAGCAAAAACCAGAAAAAGUUUUAGACUACCCUGGGCAACUUCGCGAGACUCUUUUGUCAAAAAUUUUUUAAAAGGUUGGGGAUGUAGCUCAGUGCAAAGGCCCUGGGUUCAAUCUCUAGUUCUAGGGCAGAAUAUACUGACCUGAAACCAUCUCUUGCCUUUGUAAAGUGCAAAACAAGCUAUUGCAGAAAAUGUCUUAUGUGAUUAGUUUGAUUGUUUCAGGAGCUACUACUUAUCCUUGAGGGAGUCUUGGGAGUUAAAGGUACCAUACUUGUAUAAUAAUUGGUUCCUGUUUCUGUGUCUGUAAGUGCCUUGUGCACAUGCGCACGUUGGAGGUUCCCAGCUCUGCAGCUGAACAAGUAAACUAAUCUGCCAAAAUUAUGGUCUUUUGUCCACAGCAGGAGACAGAGACUGUUGUUUAUCUUGGGAAGUUAAUCAGGAAUCUAUGUAUGCCUUAUAAAGACCCUAAGUAGAGAUUUUAGAACAAAUACACUAGUAAAUAUUGGUGACCUA